Oppia nitens is the source of this 1253-nucleotide messenger RNA. Its product is annotated as integrator complex subunit 6 homolog. The coding region runs from base 144 to 1145 and encodes 333 amino acids. NCBI's taxonomy places the organism in Eukaryota, Metazoa, Arthropoda, Arachnida, Sarcoptiformes, Oppiidae. The transcript has 3 exons. The record is from RefSeq and is a predicted model, not a curated record.
AAAAAAACAAACAAACAAAUUAUAGAUCAGUUUUUUUUAGAGAUCAGUUAACUUUUUUCAAAGAUUAUCAGAGAUUAUUGAAAUUUUUAACAUAAAGUCUUUGUUGAUUCAAACAUACAGUAGUAUUGAGUAUUUAAAUUAAAAUGCAUUUUACACUUAACAUCGGCACCUGUAUGUUUGCGGCACUUGUAUUCAGUAGUCAGUUCAAUGGAUAUCAGCACCAAUUUAUUCAUGGGAUGACUGGCAUUCCUUUACUUCCUCCUGGUUUUCUGGAAGGUAUCUCAUUUUUACCUAACAAUGUGCUUAACAUAACAAGUAUCGGCACUAAAACCCCAGACACUAUGACUACUAUUACUACGACUAUGGCUGGUGACGGCAAUUCAGUAGAAACCGAUACUAACAAUAAUAAUACUGUUAUCAGUACUGUUAGUCCUGAUGAUCAACAGCCACCCGUUGGUAAUAGUACUGCCGAUUCAGAUAUUAACAGCACUACAUCCGAAUCAGGAAGCGAUACAACUUCCAUACAUACAGGUGCCGAUACAACUGGUGUUACCAGCAAUGAGAAUACCCAACAAAGCCAAACACAAGCACCUUCUGUGAGCUCUGGUGUAAAAACAACAUCAGAGAAACCAAAGUCAAAGUCAUCGGGAAUGACAUGGAUUUUGAUAGCCGUUAUUGUCGUCGUAGUGGUCGCUCUGAUACUUAUACUUUGCAUUUGUGUAAUAAAAAAUCGCGAUUCAAGUGAGAAAAAAUCGAUACCACAGUCAACCAGUGAAAGAGCUUUGCCAACAAAAAUGACUGAUAACACGAAUAAGGUUGGAUCAAUUAAAUCAGGACCACAAUCACCGAUCAAAUUGGACGGAAAGUCUGAACCUCCGCCUCCUCCUCCUCCGCCGCCGCCACCACUUCCAGAAAUAUCAUCGGCAAAAACGACUGAAAAGACGCCACCGGUUGAAAAAGAGUCGGACACAGCGCUGGCGCCGAAGUCAGCCAAUGGACAGCCAAUUGUUGUUGAGGAGAGUAAUGAAGAUCCGACACAUGAAUCGGAAACAACGGUGACGGAUACAAAAUCGGAUGAAACAGUGAUCAACAUCGAUGCCGAACCCACUGCCGAACCCACUGCCGCCAAAUCUAACGGUCCCUGAAAUAGUCUGAUUCAUACUGUGAUUAAAAUCGAUACACAACUACUACAACAAACAGAAAUUAUUAUCAAAAAAUUAAUUAUUAUUAUUGUGUUUGUGUUUUUUCAACUA